Molecule: messenger RNA, 459 nt
Organism: Trypanosoma grayi
Lineage: Eukaryota; Euglenozoa; Kinetoplastea; Trypanosomatida; Trypanosomatidae
Exons: 1
Coding region: 1-459 (152 amino acids)
Source: RefSeq, a predicted model, not a curated record
AUGAAGUUGAUGCAUUCGCCGCAGGGGUUGACGGAUGCGAACGAGGAGACGCUGCAGGAAUGUUUACGCAUCCAGAAACUCGCCCGUGCCGUCGACGAACUGGUUGCGUGGGACUUCAUCAUGGACGAAAAGGAGGCAAUCCUCGCGGAGCUGGAGAGAGCUGUAGAGGACGCUGAGCAAGAACUGCAGCGGGCCGACGUGGGGCUCGAGCGGCAGCGCCAGCGCUGCGCCCUCAUCUCCAUCGGGCCGCAUGACGCAAGUGGUGAAACAACGCGGCGGCCGUACGCAGCGAGGGGCGAGGAUAGUGCGCUGAUCGCGUUGUGGCAGGCGCAGGGCGACGCGUUCAUUCAGCAGUACGAGCGGCACUUGACGAGGUACAAGCGGCUGUGGCUCAAGCUGCAACUACAAGAAGACGAGUUGACGCCCGAUAGUGAAAACAAUGACAAGGAUGCGGAUUGA